This is a messenger RNA of Meriones unguiculatus (Mongolian gerbil), 3460 nucleotides long. It is a transcript of the gene Scnn1a, whose product is annotated as sodium channel epithelial 1 subunit alpha. The coding region runs from base 524 to 2542 and encodes 672 amino acids. NCBI's taxonomy places the organism in Eukaryota, Metazoa, Chordata, Mammalia, Rodentia, Muridae. The record is from RefSeq and is a predicted model, not a curated record. The transcript is spliced from 13 exons. Gene Ontology annotation, biological process: sodium ion transmembrane transport. Gene Ontology annotation, cellular component: membrane. Gene Ontology annotation, molecular function: ligand-gated sodium channel activity.
CGGGCGGGCUCCGCGGCCAGGCACUGCACCUGUCAGGUGAGAGGGUGGAGAGGCUCCACUGCCAGAUUCAACUGGAAAGAAACCAGUCACAGCCCAGCCACACCUGGGAGCUGGGAGCAAAAGGCAGCUCAGGCCUCCUGUAGCCCUGCAGUCCCUCGGGCAGAGAAGGAGGGAGCAGGGAGCUGGAGGCCAGGGCUAGCGCUCAGAGAAGAGGACCCAGGAGGAGACAGGGAAGGCAGGGGAGGAAGUGAGGCGGGAUCAGAGGGCCUGGCACAGAGAGGGAGACCCAAAGAGAAGCAGGAGGCAGCUGGGCCAAGAGGGCGUGAAAGCUGGAGCCAGUCACACACUGUCCGGGAGGAAAAGGGCAAGAAGGAGAGAGAGGCGCUAAGCCAGGCUGCCUGCCUGCUGUGGAGAGUCCAGGAGGUGCUCUCCGGCAAAGGGAGGUGGCCUUCGCUGUGAAGCUUCGUGGCUACCCCAGUGACGCUCAGUGCUGCCUGGCUGACCCCAACUCCAGAAGGGCUCCAUGAAGGACGACAAGUUCAAGGAGCAAGACCCUUGUCCUCCUCAGUCCAUGCGAGGGACGGGGAAGGGAGACAAGCAUGAAGAGGGGGAGCCAGGCCCCGAACCCUCAGCUCCCCCGCAGCCCACGGAGGAGGAGGAGGCACUGAUCGAGUUCCACCGCUCCUACCGAGAGCUCUUCCAGUUCUUCUGCAACAAUACCACCAUCCACGGCGCCAUCCGCCUGGUCUGCUCCAAGCACAACCGCAUGAAGACGGCCUUCUGGGCGGUGCUGUGGCUCUGCACCUUCGGCAUGAUGUACUGGCAAUUCGCCCUGCUGUUUGAGGAGUACUUCAGCUACCCCGUGAGCCUCAACAUCAACCUCAAUUCAGAUAAGCUGGUCUUCCCUGCCGUUACCGUCUGCACCCUUAACCCCUACAGAUACAAAGAAAUUAAAGAGGAUCUAGAAGAGCUAGACCGCAUCACGGAACAGACGCUCUUUGACCUGUACAAAUACAAUUCCUCCCACACUCGCCAGCCCGGGGCCCGCCGCCGCAGCACCCGCGACCUCAGGGGCGCCCUCCCGCACCCCCUGCAGCGCCUACGCUCGCCACCUCCGCCCUACCCAGCCCGCGCGGCUCGCAGCUCAUCCAGCGUUCGCGACAACAACCCGCAAGUGGACCGGAAAGACUGGAAGAUCGGCUUCCAACUGUGCAACCAGAACAAAUCAGACUGCUUCUACCAGACGUACUCAUCCGGGGUUGACGCAGUGCGGGAGUGGUACCGCUUCCAUUACAUCAACAUUCUGUCCAGACUGCCCGACACCUCCCCGUCCUUAGAGGAAGAAGCCUUGGGCAACUUCAUCUUCACCUGUCGCUUCAACCAGGCACCCUGCGACCAGGCGAAUUAUUCUCAGUUCCACCACCCCAUGUAUGGAAACUGCUACACUUUCAACAACAAAAACAACUCCAAUCUCUGGAUGUCUUCCAUGCCCGGAGUCAACAAUGGUCUGUCCCUGACCCUGCGCACAGAGCAGAACGACUUCAUCCCCCUGCUGUCCACAGUGACAGGGGCCAGGGUGAUGGUACACGGGCAGGAUGAGCCAGCCUUUAUGGAUGACGGUGGCUUCAACUUGCGGCCUGGCGUGGAGACCUCCAUCAGUAUGAGGAAGGAAGCCCUGGACAGCCUUGGAGGCAAUUACGGUGACUGCACUGAGAACGGCAGCGAUGUCCCCGUCAAGAACCUUUAUCCUUCCAAGUACACGCAGCAGGUGUGCAUUCACUCCUGCUUCCAGGAGAACAUGAUCAAGAAGUGUGGCUGUGCCUACAUCUUCUACCCUAAGCCCAAGGGCGUUGAGUUCUGUGACUACCUAAAGCAGAGCGCCUGGGGCUAUUGCUACUACAAGCUGCAGGGCGCCUUCUCCUUGGACAGCCUGGGCUGUUUCUCCAAGUGUCGGAAGCCGUGCAGUGUGACCAACUACAAGCUCUCUGCUGGCUACUCACGGUGGCCAUCUGUGAAGUCCCAGGAUUGGAUCUUUGAGAUGCUGUCCUUGCAGAACAAUUACACCAUCAACAAUAAAAGAAAUGGAGUUGCUAAACUCAACAUCUUCUUCAAGGAGCUGAACUAUAAAACGAAUUCGGAGGCUCCCUCCGUCACGAUGGUCAGCCUCCUGUCUAACCUGGGCAGCCAGUGGAGCCUGUGGUUCGGCUCCUCUGUGCUGUCUGUGGUGGAAAUGGCGGAGCUCAUCUUCGACCUCCUGGGCAUCACGCUCAUCAUGCUACUGCGCAGGUUCCGAAGCCGCUACUGGUCUCCAGGACGAGGCGCCAGGGGUGCGAGGGAGGUGGCCUCCACUCCGACUUCCUCCUUCCCCUCCCGGUUCUGUCCCCAUCCGACUUCCCCACCACCUUCUUUGCCCCAUCAGGGCACAACCCCUUCCCUGGCCCUGACGGCCCCUCCCCCUGCCUAUGCUACCCUGGGCCCUCGGGCCCCUCCACUAAACCCUGCAGUGCCUGGCUCUUCUGCCUGUGCUCUAGAGGAGCGCUGAGACAGGAGAGUGCUCCUCUCAGCCAGGCCAGUGCUCCCUGGUAAACUGAGGGAUAGCUCAUCUUCAGCAGCACCUUCCACGGCUUGGCUUGGCUUCCGAGCUUUCUUUGGUGUGCCUGAGGGAAUAGUCUAAGGGGCCCAGGAAGUUGUCCAGAGACCUGGCUAAUGAGCUCCUCAGAGCUGCCCCCUCCUGCUUCUGAUCCCCGCUGCACACUCAAGCACAGACAAGUCUCCUCUCCCCUUGGAUCAGCCAAGCCAAACUUGGAACUUUGACAAGGAACUUUCCUGGGAAACGACCAACGAACAAAUAUAAACAAGGCGCAGAAGAGCAGCCACAGGUUUCGGCCAGACAUUGGCCUGGCCUCACUGUCUUCUGGGACACAGAUGUCUGCUCUCCUUCUUGAACUGGAGUGGGGAAGCCCACCUGAAAACCCCCUUUGUUAGUGCCCUGGCAAUUCCCCUUCCCUCAUUCUCCGGGGUGGGGGCCAGCGUAAAAUGAGGAUAGUAAAGGUUUGGCCAUUCCCCUUCAUUCAUUUCCGAGACUCUCCUCCCAUUUGAUACGCCAGACCCCAGGGCCUCUGCAGCGUGCCCUUCAUAUUUGUCUUCUUAGCUAUUUCCUCAGCCUAGAAGCUUCCUCUGCCAUCUCCCAGAGAACUUCUAUGUGUCCCUCAGAGCCCUGCUCAAAGGCACCGUUACCUUUAUGAACUCUUUCGCCCUGUCCUGUCUCCCCCAGGUUGUCCCCUCUUCCCUCCCUCAUUCCCACAUUAUGUGUUCACACCCUUUAGUAUCUGUCUCUCUGAGUAGACUGUGAACUCCUUGUGGUCGGUGAUGAGUGUUGUUCAUUUUUGUAUCCUUCUGGUCUAGCCCAGUAUCUCUCUUGCGGGCAGGCAGGUACCCAAUAAAUGUUUGUUCCAUAAAA